AUGGUAUUUGAUAAAAAUGUAAAUUUUGAUAAUGUUUCUUCUACUGUUGAGUAUUUUAAACAUAAAAAUCCAAAUUGUUUUAAUUUAAAUGAUACAACUGGUAUUUUGGGUGUACCUAUUAAUAUAGCAAUGAAAUCGGAAACUAUUCCCAUUUUUUGCAAAAGUAGACCAGUCCCUUAUGCUUUAAGAAAUCUUGUUGAUAAGGAGUUGGAUACUCUUAUUAACAAUGGUGUUUUGUACCCUGUUGGUCAUUCCAAAUGGGCAACACCAAUAGUUGCUGUUCCCAAACUUGAUGGAAAUGGUAGGGAAGCUGUUAGAAUUUGCGGGGAUUUUUCGCUUACUGUCAACAAGUUUUGUGAAACGCAAUUUUAUCCUCUACCAUCUCAGGAAGAAAUUAUAACUAGUAUGGGAAGUGGGAAAUAUUUUUCUAAAAUAGACUUAUCAAAAGCUUUCCAUCAGAUUCAAAUUAGCCCUGAAUCACAGGAAUUGUUAACAUUAAAUACCCCAAGAGGUUUACUCAGGUAUUCUAAACUUCCUUUUGGGAUCAAAUCAGCUUCUUUUCUUUUCCAACAAAAGAUGGAUGAAAUAUUGAAAGAUUUUUCGUAUACAAAUUGUUACAUAGAUGAUUUAUUUAUAAGGGCAAAUACAAAAGAAGAAUGUAUAAAAAGAACUGAAAUUGUUUUGGAUAGGCUAAAUUCUUACAAUGUUAAGAUAAAUCUUUCUAAAUGUGAAUUCUUUAAAGACAGUAUUCAAGUUCUAGGGCAUAAGAAAGAUUUCACUGGUGUACAUCCUUUAGAUGAAAAGUGUAAUGAUAUAUAUCAAGCUUCGGUGCCUACAAAUUGUACUGAACUGAAAAGCUAUCUUGGAUUAUUAGGCAAAACUUUGUUAAAAAAGCAUAAUAUCUUGGUUCAUUUUGAUAUGGCAAAACCAAUAGUUUUGCAAUGUGAUGCAUCAGACUAUGGCGUGGGGGCUGUCUUGUGUCAUGAAUUUCCUGGCGGUGAGCGUCGACCAAUUUUUUUCGCUUCCAAAACUUUGAGUAAAGCUGAAAGAAAUUAUGCUCAAGUGCAUAAAGAGGCUUUGGCCAUAAUUUUUGGUAUAAAAAAGUUUAAUAAAUUUUUACAAGGUCAAAAAUUCACCAUCGAGACAGACUCUACGCCAUUGUUAACAUUAUUUGGUCAUAAUAAACCUGUACCAACUAUGGUUAACGCGAGAAUGCAAAGAUGGGCCAUUAUCCUUUCAAAUUAUGAUUAUGUAAUAAGGCAUAAAAAGGGUACAGAGUUGUUGCUCGCUGAUGCACUAUCUCGAUUACCAUGUAAAGAUGAUGAACCAAUUGAUGAGUUCACACAUUUCAUAUGUUUCUUUUCUGAUUUUGAAAAUUUAAAGAUUGAUGAUAUUCAGAGAGCAACGUCUCUUGAUCCUUGUUUAUCAAAAGUGUUGAAUUACACUAAGUUUGGUUGGCCUACUGAUGUUGAAGAAAAUCUUAAUGAAUUCAAAAAGGUAAAGAAUGAAUUAAGUGUUGAAGGAAAUUGUUUACUUAGAGCAAAUAGGUUAGUUGUUCCAGAAAUAUGGCAUAAAAAAAUACUGGAGCUUCUUCACAAUGAACAUCCAGGUAUUUUUAGAAUGAAACAGUUGGCUAGAGCUUAUUUUUGGUUCCCAAAAAUUGAUCAGUUUAUUGAAAAUUUUGUAAAUAAAUGUAUACCUUGCCAACUCACAAGACCUUCAGCUCCAAAAGUAAAAUCAAAUUUUUUGCCUUUAACUGGCAAGCUUUUUGAAAGAAUACACAUAGACAUUGCGGAAUUUGAGGGUAAAAAUCUUUUAAUUGUUAAAGAUUCCUAUUCGAAAUGGAUCGACGUAUCUGUAGUAAAUAGCAUUGAUUCAAAGUCGACAAUAACUCAAUUACGAAAAUUAUUCGCUUGUUUUGGCUUACCAAGUGAUGUAGUAUCUGAUAAUGCUCAGCAAUUUAACUCUGACUUAAUUUUAAAGUUUUUUUAA
Molecule: messenger RNA, 1992 nt
Organism: Uloborus diversus
Lineage: Eukaryota; Metazoa; Arthropoda; Arachnida; Araneae; Uloboridae
Exons: 2
Coding region: 1-1992 (663 amino acids)
Biological process (GO): DNA integration
Molecular function (GO): nucleic acid binding
Source: RefSeq, a predicted model, not a curated record